Molecule: messenger RNA, 2310 nt
Organism: Trichoplusia ni (cabbage looper)
Lineage: Eukaryota; Metazoa; Arthropoda; Insecta; Lepidoptera; Noctuidae
Product: putative glycerol kinase 5
Exons: 11
Coding region: 166-1821 (551 amino acids)
Biological process (GO): triglyceride metabolic process; glycerol-3-phosphate biosynthetic process; glycerol metabolic process
Cellular component (GO): mitochondrion
Molecular function (GO): glycerol kinase activity
Source: RefSeq, a predicted model, not a curated record
UGGCAGGUUAAUGUUGACCGACUUCUUGUAAGUCAAUUUGAGCCAAUUGUGUAUUGUAUUUUAUCGUGGAGAAAUGAGUGUGGACGAAUACAAUACACUACUGAUUCAUAAAAGCAUUUUCUUGUAAAUAAUUUGUACAUAUUGAUUUAAAUUAAGUGACGAACCAUGGAAGAAAAAUACAUAUUAACUCUAGAUAUAGGCACAAGUACUAUUCGGUCUUUUAUUUAUAAUUCUAGAGCCGAAACUGUUGGAAAAGCGGUUGACCAGGUGAUACUUCAUUACCCGCAGCCUGGGUUUGUUGAAAUAGAUCCUGAUGAACUUUGGGCAUCUGUAGUCAGUGUAGUAAACAAAUCUUUAAAGGAUGCCAGUCUAUCAGCUGGGCAGAUGACUGCUAUGGGCAUAUCAACACAAAGGGGCACAUUCCUGAACUGGUCACGAAAAACUGGCAAACCAUUCCACAAGUUCAUAACAUGGAAGGAUUUGAGAGCUGAUAAAUUAGUUAAACAAUGGAAUACAUCUUAUACGUGGAAGCUCUUUAAAGCAAGUGCCUACGUAUUAUAUUUAAUUUUACGAAACAAACGGUUUAAGGCAGGAAGUGUAUUCAAAUUCAUGAACACUCAGACCUGCCUCAGGUUAUAUUGGGCCUUCCAAAACGUUCCCGCAUUGAAAACGGCAAUACAAGACGAAGACGCUCUCUUUGGAACUUUAGACACAUGGUUAUUAUAUAAAUUAACAGGUGGUAAAGUUCACAUGACUGAUGUGUCGUCGGCCUCGGCGACCGGAUUCUACGACCCGUUUACCAUGCAGUGGGCCGGCUGGGGCAUCACUAUGCUCAAGAUACCCAGGGCUGCGCUGCCCGAGGUAGUCGAUACCGCGGGGGACCACUUCACUAGCACGCUGCCCUCAAUAUGGGGACAUCCGAUACGAAUUAUCAGUUGCAUGGCGGACCAAACAGCUUCAAUGUGGGGAUCAUGUUGCUUCGACGUCGGUGACGUCAAGCUCACGAUGGGUACCGGGACCUUCUUCAACAUAAACACAGGUGGUGAGCCCCACGCCAGUGUGUCUGGUCUGUACCCCAUUGUGGGGUGGCGGCUUGGCAACGAACUGGUGUACUCGGCUGAAGGAGCAAACAAUGAUACGGCGUCCAUUAUUAAAUGGGCACAAAAUUUAGGGCUGUUCAACAACCCUGAAGACACAGCCGACAUCGCGACGUCAGUGCCAGACACCGAUGGCGUCUACUUCAUACCUGCUUUCAGCGGGCUCGGGCCUCCCUACAACGACGGCACAGCGGCCUCGGGCUUCGUGGGCAUGAAGCCGUCGACGACGAAGGCGCACCUCGUCCGCGCGGUGCUCGAGUCGCUCGCGUUCCGGACCGCGCAGCUCUACGGCUGUGUGUGUAACGAGACUAAUUACACAUUUAAUACGAUUAGACUGGACGGCGGCGUGUCCAACAACGACUUCAUAGCGCAGCUGGUGGCGGACCUGACGGGGCUGCGCGUGGAGCGGCCCGUGCACGUCGAGAUGUCCUCGCAGGGCUGCGCGCACAUCAUCGGGUACACCUUAGGCAUUUGGAAAUCAAAAGAAGAAUUAAAAACAUUAAGAAAAAUCGACUGCGUAUUCAACCCUCGUCCUCAAAUGAAGAAAGCUUACGAGGUGACGUUCCUAAGAUGGCAGGACGCUGUCAAACGCAUGUGCGGGUGGUACUCAGCCGAGAUGACGUCACAGGCCACGAUAUCAGACUCCAGCAGCAACACCGUCACUCCACAGAACAGCUUCAAGGUCACCGGGUCGAGGAAGAAAAACGGCAGUAUAUCCAAAUAGCGGUGGCUUUUCUACCUGCUAGCAAUGUUCGCCGCGUACUUGCCCCUCUGCAGGUGAUAUACACAUACACCAAGGACUAUUCGAACGUGCUCAGUUGUUGGUACAUUUGUAGGUUAUUGAACUUUUAUUGUGCUGUUAGUCUGUCGAAAUGUGGACAACCAUAUCUUUCAGUUAAGAUGCUGUUGUGGGAGUGAGACACCGUUAUGUACCCUGUAGAGCGCCAUCUCGCGUCUAUAACAGCAAACUCUAAAUGGUGGUGCCCCCUGGUAUCAAAUGUCCUAGAAUGUGAUGAUCAUAGUCUUAAUUUAGUCGGAAUUUGAUUCAAGUGUUGUGUAAACGCGUACAGCGUGACUGAAAGUUUAAUGUAGUUACAUCUGUAUAUAGUUCGACAUACACGUCCGUAUAGUUUGGAGGUUUGUUAUACUUAUGACUAAUGCGUCGAUUAAUCCGAGUCAAUUUGUAUUGGCGUAGACUUAUUGAAGUGUAAAU